Prunus armeniaca (apricot) is the source of this 372-nucleotide messenger RNA. The record is from the annotation of a GenBank genome assembly. Lineage: Eukaryota; Viridiplantae; Streptophyta; Magnoliopsida; Rosales; Rosaceae.
AUGAAUUCUAAGAUUGAAAGCGACUCAAUUAUUGAUCCUGCAGCAAUCUUCGCUAUGCUUUUUGGUAGUGAGCUUUUUGAGGAAUAUAUUGGCCAGCUAGCCAUGGCAUCAAUGGGCUUCACUAGAUAUUUUCUCAGAAGGGGAGCGGUUCGAUCCCAAAAAGCUGCAAGAGAAAAUGCGGAUUCAAUAGAGAAACAUAGAGAACUUGGAGCACAUCGCGAGCUUACAGGUGUUGAUGCGUUGAAUACAAUUGGCUACAUAUAUGCCAGAAAGUCAGCAAAAGAGCUACAGUGUUAUAUCGCGAGAUCGGAAACUUUUACCAAAUUGGAACUUCAUCCAAACUACAGUGCCAAAAUCAUACUUUAUAAAUAA